This is a messenger RNA of Acanthosepion pharaonis, 738 nucleotides long. The record is from the annotation of a GenBank genome assembly. Lineage: Eukaryota; Metazoa; Mollusca; Cephalopoda; Sepiida; Sepiidae.
AUGACUCUUACUCUGUGUGCUUCCUUUUCUCUUUCUCUUAUUCUUUUUAUUUCUCCCCCUCUAUCAUUUUUCUGUCUCUCUUAUCAUCACUCUUACCUUUUCUUUCUCAUCUACAAGUUUCUAUCAUUUUUUUUGUUUUACAAACACUCUUUAUUUUUUCAUUCACUCACAUUUAUUCUUUCAUUUUUUUAUUCUCUAUUUCUAAAUUAUUCUUCUUACCUUGAACAAUGUUUGUUCACAUUCUCUCUCUUUCUCUCACACAUAAACUAUCCCUUUCUCUUAUUAUUAUGCCUUUCUUCUUCUCCACACUUUCUUUCUUCACUCUUUCUCUCUCACUUCCAAUUUUCUUUUGAGUUAUACUUUCUCUCUCUCAUCUUGUGGAAUUACUUAUCUCUCUCUCUCUCUCCUUUCUAUUUUAUCACUCUUUCUAUUUUUACCACUCUUUUUCUUUUUUUAUUUAUACCCUAUACUUUUUCUUCAUUCUUUCCUCUCCUUCACUCUCUCUCUCUCUCUCUCAGUCUUCUCUGGUCUCAUUAUCCCUCUCCCCCACAAGUCUUAUCUGGUUUCAUUUUAUCUCUUUUUCUUCCCCCACCUCCAGUAUUCUCUGGUCUCAUUUUAUCUCUUUAUUUUUUCUCCCCCUCCCCGGUCUUCUCUGGUCUCAUUUUAUCUCCUUUUUUUUUCUCCCCCACCCCAGUCUUCUCUUUCUCUCUUCUCUUCCUUUCUGAUAUGAUAAGCUGA